Molecule: messenger RNA, 2960 nt
Organism: Corylus avellana
Lineage: Eukaryota; Viridiplantae; Streptophyta; Magnoliopsida; Fagales; Betulaceae
Product: putative E3 ubiquitin-protein ligase RF298
Source: RefSeq, a predicted model, not a curated record
AUUCUCUAAGCAUAAAAUAAAAAGGAAAAUAAAGGAAAAAAGAGCUAUAAUUCUUCUGUCUGAUAAUCCGAUGUUCUGAGAUUGUUGGUAACUUUGAUUUCCCGAACAUUAGUUCCAAUCUGCAGAAAAUGGCAUCAAUGGUUGCUAAGCCUUGCAGUAGUAGUAGCUGUCAAUUAUCCCCUUCAGUUUCUGUUCAAGAAAAGGGUAGUAGGAAUAAGAGGAAAUUUCGGGCUGAUCCGCCUGUAGGUGACCAAAGUAAGAUUAUCUUGUCGACUCAAAUUGAAUGCCCAAGUUAUGAAUUUUCAGCGGAGAAAUUUGAAAUCACCCCAGGUCAUGGACAACCUAGUGCCUGUGACCUAUGCAGUGUUAACCAGGAUCACACUGAUGGGUUGAAACUUGGUCUUGGAUUGUCUAGUGCUAUAGACUCAUCUGAGGUUGGGCCUAGCCGGCCUAGAGAAGAAUUAGAGGCAGACGAAUUCCGAGAUGCUGAUUGGAGUGAUCUUACAGAAGCUCAGCUUGAAGAGCUUGUGUUAAGCAAUUUGGAUGCCAUUUUCAAAAGUGCAAUUAAAAAAAUUGUUGUUUGUGGUUACACUGAAGAAGUUGCUACCAAGGCUAUCUUAAGGUCUGGCCUUUGUUAUGGGUGUAAAGACACAGUGUCAAACAUAGUGGAUAAUGCUUUAGCAUUUCUUAGAAGUGGCCAAGAGAUUGAUCCUUCAAGGGAGCACUAUUUUGAGGAUUUAAAGCAGCUGGAGAAGUAUGUACUGGCAGAAUUGGUUUGUGUUCUUCGAGAAGUUAGGCCUUUCUUCAGCACUGGGGAUGCAAUGUGGUGCUUGUUAAUUUGUGAUAUGAAUGUGUCACAUGCUUGUGCAAUGGAAGGAGACCCCUUGAGCAGUUUUGUGUGUGAUGGGGCUGCAAGUGGGAGUUCCUACCUUUCCACCCAACCCCAGUUAAAGACAGAAACCAAAAGUUUGGAAUUGAAUCUUCCAAAUCCUUCUAAAUCAUUUAUUUGUUCUCAUAGUACUCAGUCUGAGGCUUCCACUGUGGCAGGGGCUUCCAACACUACGAAACCAAAGAGUUCCCUUGUUCUCAACGGACUAGUAUCAGAGAAAGAGGGCACAAAUACAUCAGAUACCAUUGAUAAAUCCAUAAAUGUUGCAGGAACCUGUCAAUCUCCUGCAGUGGAAGAAAAGUUAGGGGGAAGUAGAAAGGUACAUUCUGGUAGUACCAAAAGAGAAUACAUGCUCCGACAGAAGUCACUUCAUGUGGAGAAACAUUACCGGACAUAUGGAUCUAAAGGAUCUUCGAGAGGAGGGAAGCUGAGUGGUUUUAGUAGUUUAAUCUUGGAUAAAAAAUUAAAAUCUGUGUCUGACUCUACCGCUGUCAAUCUAAAAAAUGCCGCCUUAAAAUUAAGUAAGCCAAUGGGAGUUGAUGUGCCCCAAGACAAUGGGAACCAUAGUCUUUCAACGAACUCUGGACCCUCUUCUUCUUCUUCUUCUGCAGCUUCUAACCUGGAAAGUGUUAAUACCACUUCUACAUUGUCAAAGACCAGUACCUCAACCACAUUACACGCAGUUAGUCCUCCACCUGCAUUGCCUGCAGUUAAUACAUCACCUCCAUUAUCAGCUGCCGAUACUGAGCUUUCUCUUUCACUUCCUACAAAGAGCAACUCUGCUUUGGUGCCCGGCAGCUUCAAUGUUGAGCCACCUAAUUGUAGUUAUGCUGGGAUACCAUAUGAUAAAUCUCUCGGGCAGUGGGUUCCCCAGGACAAGAAGGAUGACAUGAUUUUGAAACUGGUUCCAAGGGUUCGGGAACUGCAAAAUCAGCUCCAGGAGUGGACAGAAUGGGCAAAUCAGAAAGUUAUGCAGGCUGCUCGUAGGCUGGGUAAGGACAAGGCUGAACUUAAGACACUGAGGCAAGAGAAAGAAGAAGUUGAACGGCUCAAGAAAGAGAAGCAGACUCUGGAGGAAAACACUAUGAAGAAGCUAUCUGAGAUGGAGAAUGCUUUGGGCAAGGCUAGUGGGCAGGUUGAGCGAGCCAAUUCUGCUGUCAAAAAGCUUCAGUUGGAGAAUGCUGGACUGAGGAAAGAGAUGGAAGCUGCUAAAUUACGUGCGGCUGAGUCAGCUGCAAGCUGUCAGGAGGUAUCAAAGAGGGAGAAGAAGACACUCAUGAAAUUUCAGUCAUGGGAGAAGCAAAAAUCCUUCUUCCAAGAAGAACUCAUGACAGAAAUACGCAAAGUAACACAACUGCUCCAGGAAUUGGAGCAAGCCAAAGAUCUCGAGGAGCAAUUUGAGGCUAGAGUCAACCAGGAGGAGAAAGCAAAGGAAGAACUACUUAUGCAAGCCAAUUCCAUAAGAAAAGAAAGAGAACAAAUUGAAACUUCAGCAAAAUCGAAGGAAAAUAUGAUUAAAUCCAAAGCGGAAAAAAAUCUGCAGAAAUACAAAGAUGACAUUCAGAAGCUUGAAAAAGAAAUUUCCCAAUUGAGACUGAAAAGUGAUUCUUCAAAAAUUGCUGCACUCAGAAGGGGCAUUGAUGGAAGUUAUGCCAACAGACUUAUGGACAUCAGAAAUGGCCCAGAUCACAAGGAGUCCCGGACUCCUUAUAUCUCAAAAGUAGUGAGAGAUUUUCAGGACUACUCUGGGACAGGUGUGAAACGGGAACGGGAGUGUGUGAUGUGCCUUUCAGAGGAGAUGUCUGUUGUUUUUCUCCCAUGUGCUCAUCAGGUGGUGUGUACAACAUGCAAUGAGCUCCAUGAGAAACAGGGGAUGAAAGAUUGCCCUUCUUGUAGGAGCACCAUACAGCGGCGAAUUCCUGUUCGUUAUGCUCGUUCGUAAUUGUUUUCAGAAUUGAGUCGAGUGUUCUGAAUAAUGAUUUUGGGACUCCUUUGAAAUGAAUCGAAUGACCCAUUUUUAAUAGUUGAGAUAAUCAAGUUGCCUUACUUUGCAAAUGGCAGGGUUUAUGCU